GGUCGAUAACCUGAGCGAAGCAGUAAGCGAGAUCCACGCGAUGGUGUCGUGCAGUAAGCCGCUGCUGACGUGGACGGUGCUGGACGCCGCUCAGCAGUGCCGCGAGGCGUGCGGUGGCCAUGGCUUUCUAAAGUGCGCAAACCUAGGCGACAUCAGAAGCAACCACGAGCCGACAGUGACGUACGAGGGAGACAACAACGUGCUAUCUCAGCAGACCGGCAACUGGUUGCUACGUCAGUACGAGGCGGCGCUGGCUGGUUCAGCGGUCGACUCCCCGAUAGGGACGGUCACCUUCUUAGCAGACUAUAGGAGGAUAAUGCAGAGUACGUUUAUGUGUACGGAGACGAGCCAGCUGAAGACUACUGAAUUCAUAAUAAACACAUACAAAUGGCUGAUAUGCUGGCUGCUCAAAGAGACACAUGAAAAAUAUGAGUCUGAAAUAGCUAGCGGCCUAUCCAAGUUUCAAGCCAGGACCAAAUCACAAGUGUACCGUUGGAAGUGUCUGACGCGAGUGUACGCGGAGUACCUAUCUAUCAUCUUCUCUCUGGAAUCCAUAGAGAAGAAAGAGAAAGAGCUACAGCCAGUGAUGUAUAAGCUGUUUUACUUAUACGGGCUGUGGUCGCUAGAUAAACAUUUGGUAGAGAUGUACCAAGGGGGUUACGCGAGCGGGGAAGCCCCUACGAGGUUGAUACGGGCGGCCAUCUUGGAAUUAUGUUCGGAUGUCAAAGGAGAAGUCGUGAGCGUGGUGGAUGCGCUUGCGCCGACGGAUUUCGUGCUGAAUUCCGUGCUCGGGAAGAGCGAUGGCAAUCUAUACCAAAACAUUGAGCAUGCCCUAUUCAACGCGCCCGGUACCAUCGGCCGCGCGAAAUGGUGGAGGCAGGCCAUCACCAAGAUGUCGUCUAAGCUGUGAAAAUACAAGGUCUUCUUGAAGAGGUAUUAUCUGUAGUUAUUGUAUAUUGUUUUAGGACGUUGUUGAACAUUUAUACAGGAUUAAGGGUUGCCAUGGUAAAUCCAUAUUAUGAGCGAUUGGGUCAAGAUAACUUUUUAAUCAUGGUACAACUAUACAGUGUGUAAAAAAUAGUACUUACGUAUUUUCGAAUCUAUCCCUCUCAUUCAAAUCAUAGGCAAUGGGACUAUCAAUCAAUCAGUGAUAUUGAGUUGAUUCCGGGGGAAAGGUAAAAUUAAAUUAAAUUUUUAUUUGGAGAAGGUAAAAAGGUGACAGUUUAGGUGUAAAGUAGUCUGUCACAGGCAAAAGUAUUUUUCUUUCUUUUCUCACUUUCAAUGAUAGAUUGAUCCGAAGAUACGGAAGCGACAACGCAGGAAGACAAAAGAUGCUUUUUGAAACUGUCAUGAAAGUCAAUAUCGUAGUAUAUCUUGUUCAUAAUAAUGAUUGUAACUUUCCAAACAACCUGUAUAUAUUAUUUCGGUUAACUUCAGACUUCCAAGUGACAUAUUUUUAGGCUUGCAUUCUGAAACUGAGCCCAACUGUGAUUAGUUCAUUUUUUAUUAUGAGCGUUGUUUCAGAAUGUAGGUCUUGAUAAUUUCUUUUGCUGUGGCCAAUGGCCACAGAUCACUAAACCAUAGUUCAAUCUACCCUCCGUGGCAUUAAUCGUUGUAAUUAUAUAAAUCAAUUGUUAUAUCUCCAGAAAGUUAUUUUAAUUUAAGCAUUCUUUAGGUGUCGGUGACAUCGUCUGUUUACAAAACAAAUGUCAACUCUAAUGUCUUACUGUUUAUAUUCAAUUCAGUUUGGCACAGUUCAAGUGGACUGCAACUAAAGUUUUUAAUAAAAGCUGUUUUAAAUCCAGUUUUCCUUGCAGGUCCUAAUAUGAAGACUAAAAAGCACAAUAUGUUUUUUUCUUGGUCUGAUAUGGCACAAAGAAAAGUUGUUGUCAAUGUCUGAUAUUUUAGAUUUCGAUUUAUUUCACAAAAUAAUGCUCGCAUUGAGUUGACUUAGUUCAUCCGACUUUUACAUGUUAUUAGUAAGCGCUCUCACUUAUAGAUUUUAGCUUUGUGUAUAAUAAUAACUAUUUAAGAUGAGUUCUUAGAUUAUUUGUUGACAGUUAUUGUUAUACAGGGUGUUAGGUAAAUGGGUAUGAAAUUGAAAUUUAUUUUGUAUGAAAAAAAAAUGAUGAUAUCAAAUUUCUAACUUCACCAUACCAUUUAUAUGACCAUGUUAACAUGGGCUAGUGUCGGCUCAUAUACCCAUUUACCUAACACCCUGUAUAGGUGUAGGCAACAUUUUACUUGGGAUUUAAUUGUGGAGAUUUUAAUAGGAAGUUUCUAAUGUCACUGCACACACUAUUAUGUUUUCUUAUUUCAUUUUAUAUAUCGGAUUGAAAUUAAAUAAUAACUUUUUACUGGAUUGAUAUGAAAAUAUAAGCAUAUUUGACAUAAGAAGUUCUGCAAUUUUAGUUUUAAUGUUUACGUUAAUAUUGAUGUUAUAAAAUUGGAAUCUUAACAAUAUUAUUAAGAAUGUUGAUAAUUAACCCUAUUUAUCCUUAUGACCUUUGAAGUCAGUAAAUAAUAAGCUUUGUGCAUUUACCUGCAUUUAUUUGCGAUCCAAAGUUACUACAAGUCCAACAGAAAUGAAAUAAAUGCCAAAUAUGAGUCAUAUAUGCCAUACUUUGAUUUCAUAUAUAGCCUGACCAGGAACAUAAAAACCCUCGCCAUGUUGCGGAAAACUAAUGGUACUAAUUUCUUUUAAUGG
Ostrinia furnacalis (Asian corn borer) is the source of this 2707-nucleotide messenger RNA. RefSeq names its product peroxisomal acyl-coenzyme A oxidase 3-like. Gene Ontology annotation, cellular component: peroxisome. Bases 41 to 910 code for a protein of 289 amino acids. The transcript has 5 exons. Gene Ontology annotation, molecular function: FAD binding; fatty acid binding; pristanoyl-CoA oxidase activity. NCBI's taxonomy places the organism in Eukaryota, Metazoa, Arthropoda, Insecta, Lepidoptera, Crambidae. The record is from RefSeq and is a predicted model, not a curated record. Gene Ontology annotation, biological process: lipid homeostasis; fatty acid beta-oxidation using acyl-CoA oxidase.